ACAAGUGUCAAAUGUUCAAAUUUUGAAUCUCAAAACAACAAUCUUCCCAUUGUACAUUUUUUAUACUCUAUAAAUGUAAUUUAACUGAAUCAUUUUUAAAUCAAUAUGAAUUUAUAAUUGUGAAAUAUAUGCAUGUAUAUUUGAUUAACAAUGGAGGCAUUAAACAUUAGUUUACUAGUGAUAUCGCUAUGCGUCUUACUGUGGGGUGUGGCCGGUCAAUACGAAUGGCAAGUAAGAGAUGCUUUCGACGAAAUUCGGGGCAAAAUGGACAAAGUUACACCUGAUAACUGCUUCAUCACAUAUUUGGAUGACUUAUAUUUACCAGAAGACUCUGUUUCGCACCGCCCUGAUGUGAAAGAGAUCAAUAUAAACCCAGUGUUUCCUAACCGCACCGCAAUGCUUCAUUUACACAAUAUGGCUAUGAACAGAGCCUUCUUCUGGAGCUACAUCCUCCAGUCGCGGUUUAUCCGACCAGCUAUCAACGACACGUACGAUCCUGGGAUGAUGUAUUACUUCCUUUCUGCUGUCGCCGAUGUAUCUUCAAACCAUUAUAUCAACGCUAGUUCUAUCUACUUCUCCCCAAAUAUGUCAUAUACUUCUUCAUAUAGAGGAUUCUUCAAUAAAACAAUGCCAAGGUUUGCUCCUAGAGCAUACAGAGCAGAUGAUUUCAAUGAUCCUGUUCAUCUUCAGAAAAUUUCAACUUUGAAUACACUAUAUGUGGAGGAUCUAGGUGCUUUCGAACCUGAGAGUUUGUCCAAAGAUUAUACAUCGGACUUCUACCGCACAAAUGAAUGGUACCACCUCUGGUUACCAGAUAAAGUGGAUAAAAGACAUGACACAAAGACGACAUACCAAGUAGAGAUUAGAUAUGCUAAUAAUACAAAUGAGACAUUCACAUUUCAUGGACCUCCUGGAAAUGAUGAGAAUCCAGGACCAGUAAAUUGGACCCGUCCAUACUUUGAUUGUGGAAGACUGAACAAGUGGCUUAUGGGAGCUGUGUCUCCUGUAGCUGAUAUUUAUCCUCGCCACACACAGUUCAGGCACAUUGAGUAUCCCACAUACACAGCAGCUGUUGUAAUGGAAAUGGAUUAUGAUCGGAUAGAUAUAAAUCAAUGUCCUACCAGUCAGGGAAAUGAAGGACCGAACAAAUUUGCAUCUACGGCUCGAUGUAAAAUUGAAACCACUGAAUGCGAACCUCUUCACGGUUGGGGUUUCCGCCGCGGCGCUUACCAGUGCCGUUGCGCGCCCGGCUUCCGCCUGCCCAGCAUCGUGCGGAGACCUUACCUCGGCGAGAUCAUCGAGAGAGCCACGUCUGAUCAGUAUUACAAUAACUUCGACUGCCUGGAGAUUGGAUGGGUGCAGCGUUUGCCAGUGCAAUGGGAACGCGCGGAAGGAUGGGUGCGCGAUUUAUACUUGGAUCGACACGCUGAAUACGUGAACGCUACUCCUGGCCCGUCCGCCCUCCAUACAGAGAAGGUUAACGUGUAUGAGGUGCUGAAUUUCAUACGUGGCGUACAACCCUACAACUGUUCCAAAUAUAACCCUUCAGAUCUCUUUCUAAAUGGAGACAUAGCGUUUGGAAAGGAAGAGCAAAUGGAGAACCAAGCGAAAAUGGCAUUGCGUUUGGCAAAUUUCAUUAGCGCGUUUUUACAGGUAUCCGAUCCUACGGAAGUAUUCAGUGGCACCCGUGUCGCAGAUAAACCCCUCACCGAAGAUCAGAUGAUUGGUGAAACUUUAGCUGUUGUGCUUGGCGACUCCAAGAUUUGGUCUGCAGGUACAUUUUGGGAUAGAAACAAAUUCACAAAUCGUACUUUCUUCGCUCCAUUUGCAUAUAAAACUGAGUUGAAUACAAGGAAAUAUAAGUUGGAGGAUUUGGCCCGAUUGAACAAGACUGACGAAGUUUAUACAAACAAGCAAUGGUUCCAAUUUCUAAAGCAACGAUGGUCUACCAAUUUUGAUGGGCUCGAGGAAGUCUUCCUUAAAAUGAAGAUAAGGGACAGCGAGGCUGGUACAUACUUGAAACGAUACGAGAGGUAUCACACGUCGUACAAAGCAGCUAAUCUGAAUCACGGCCACUGGACCAGACCGUACUACGACUGCGAGGGACACCUAAAACAAUGGGUUAUCACAUACGCAUCUCCGUUCUUUGGAUGGGAUAAUGUCAAAGUUAAAUUAGAAUUUAAGGGUGUCGUAGCGGUGACAAUGCCGUUAACAUUGUUGGAUAUCAAUCAAUGUCCAGACAAAUAUCAAGUGCCAAAUGCUUUUAAGGGCACAGAUAAAUGUGACAGGGGUUCUUCCUAUUGUGUACCCAUUCUUGGAAGAGGAUUCGAAGCAGGUGGUUACAAGUGUGAAUGUCUUCAAGGAUACGAGUAUCCUUUCGAGGACCCCAUCACAUAUUACGACGGGCAGAUAAUGGAAGCCGAGUUCCAGAACAUCAUAGCUGAUAAGGAGACACGUAUAGACAUGUUCAAGUGCAGGCUGGCCGGCGCAGCUGGCAUACAGGCCAGUUUUGCAAUCGUCGUAGCGAUUUUGUUCCUGUUAUUGAAGAUUAGGUAAAGAAAAUUGAACCCUGAGUUUGUGGCGGUAAAUAUGAUUUUUAUAGGACAUGUAAAAUACUUGAGAUCUUAAUUCUAUAUGCAACUUAAGAAUUACAGUCGAAGUUUCGCAAUAUAACCAUUAUUUUUCAGGUUUCAAAAUAUAUUACCAAAAUAUAACUACCAGAGCACAGUUGUAAUGUUAAAACCUAGCUGCUCGUUUUACUUUGCUUGGGCUUAUUAGUAUAGAAGGGAACAAGCCUUUUAUUAUUAAUAUAUAUGGAUGUAUCAGUAUAUAUACAUAUAUAUUAUAUUUUAUAUGUUUAUAUUUUAUAUCGAUCUGUAAACCAAAACAUUUACUGUAAUUUAGGUAAUUACUUUUGAUUUUUUUACAUAUUUUCUUAUUAAGACGAACGCGUAAUCUAAAUGGAAUAUCGCGUUCUUUUAUUCC
Achroia grisella is the source of this 2985-nucleotide messenger RNA. RefSeq lists its product as uncharacterized. NCBI's taxonomy places the organism in Eukaryota, Metazoa, Arthropoda, Insecta, Lepidoptera, Pyralidae. The record is from RefSeq and is a predicted model, not a curated record. Bases 151 to 2556 code for a protein of 801 amino acids. The transcript is spliced from 11 exons.